This is a messenger RNA of Amoebophrya sp. A120, 2329 nucleotides long. The record is from the annotation of a GenBank genome assembly. Lineage: Eukaryota; Dinophyceae; Syndiniales; Amoebophryaceae.
AUGACGGACAUAAUCAACUCGCAGAAUACCGCUGGGCGGGUAUCGCUCUUUCUUCAUUGCAUUGAAUCAUGUUUUUUUAUUUUUUUCCUCUCCUCUCGAAAAGCAAAAUUCUUCUUGUUGAAGCCGCACCUUCACUAAACCUCCAGUUACUCCACACGACACCCGGCCUAGCGGAUCGGCUCGCCCAGCCACCACUGCAGCGCGAAAUAGACGUAAGCCGGGUUCCGGCCGGCGACAAGGACAAUGUCAUACGAGAUCUCCAGGCGCAGCUCGAUGACGAGAUCAACAAAAAUCGGCAGCUCGAAGCACAGUUCAAGUACAGUUUUUUGUGUGCUGAUAGACGAAACUCACCAUCGCGUUCUGCAAGGCGAGGCACGUAGAGAAGAUGUACUUAAAUUCUUUUCUCCCGAGCAACGGCGCUUUUCAUUUUCGAUAUCAGGUACCGGGUUGGUUCCUUCGUAAAGCGAGAGACUCAGGCGAAGAAGACAAUAGAAGCGCUGGAGAGGCAGCUACAGGAUCGCACCGAUGAGGAGCAUUACCAGCGCAUGAAUGUAAUCCGCAACAUGCAGGAUAGCGUCAUACAAGGGCUCGACGGGAUACAAAACAACACUGCUAAAGUGUUACAGGAACAGGAAAAGGACCUCAUGAGAAGUUUUCGAGCCAGGUUACAGGAUCUUUCCAAGGAGCUGGAAAAUCAGAAAGCAGCGAAGGUAGGAAAUUUCUAAUGAAUCUUGUGUGUUUUUGAUCAAGUUUUUCCACGUCAAUAAAAAAACGAAAAAGACUCUUCACAUGAAUCGACAUACUUCAUCAAAAUCGUACCUCAGGGCAACUAUUCCGCCGAGCUGCAGGCUAGGCAUCAGCGGGUGCUGCAAGAACUGCAGUCGUCACAGGAGCUAGCAGCCGUCUUUGACAAAAAAAACCAGCAAUUCAUCGCGGAAAACCAGAAACUGCAGGACAUAAUAAAGACCCGCGAGGUAUUUUUGAAAGCGUUUGCGUACUAACUUUUGAGUGUUCUUUUCGCAACUUGCAAGCAUUGCAAGUUUUGUUCAGAGGACAGAACACAGAUGAAAAAAAGUUCUCGAUCUCCAAAACACGCAGGACGACCGGCACGCUUUGCUGAAGGAGCUGGUGAACGCAAAAAAAGAGAAUACGAAACUCACCGUAGAAAUACAGCAGAAGGAUGAGAAAGUGAAGGACCUGCAGAACGCAAUAGCGAGCAACGCCGUCCCCGGGGCCAGCGCGAGUAGCGCACAUACGAAAAAUGACCGCAGUAAAUUCCUCGCGAGCACGAAGAACAAGGCGUAUUCUAAUUGUUUGUUGAAAUUAGUGUUUCUCUGUGAUUGUGUUGAAAACCAACGCCAAGUGAUAUUCGUCCACAGUAGAAUUAGAAGAAAUCUCGCGGUGCGCGAAAGAGAGUGACGAGUGCCGAUCAAUCUGCAUGUACAACAGGUACGAACGUGAGCUGGCUCACCGGGAGGCGAUAAACAAACUGCAGCGCAUGUUGGAUUCCGAAAGGCUACAGGUCAGGAUGAUGCGAGAUACGCAGAAUGAGCUGUUGCACUCAAGAACGGAAUUGGAAAUGCUGUUGCGGCAAUGCCUCGACGACGUGAAGCUCGAAGUAGCGAAGAAGCAGCUAGACUCGCAAGCAGCAGGGAGGAGUAUGAUUUUUUUUCGAAAUGUGCUGCGACUUCAUUCUUGAUUUAGAUUUUGCCAAUUUCUGACUCGAAGGAUUUCUUCGUCGACCCUUCCAUCGUCAUCGAGCCUUAGAUAAGGACUCGUAAACAACUGCCAUGUGAAUUUCACGACAGAACCCCUCGGUGAGCCGCAGGCUAGCGAUGUUUCUCUGCACGAACUGGGGCAGCCCGCGCGCGAAAGGGUGUUGGAGCUUUUGCUGUCGCAGCAGCGCGUCGUGCAAUUACUGUACGAGAAGUCGUUCCCGGACCGGCCACCAACGCCAAAACAAGGAGAGGCCGAGGGAGCGCCACCCGAGGACUACAAAUGGGUCGAAGAGGUUGCGAAAGGGUGAGUGAAGCAAGUUCACUUCUCACUUGCUAAACUUCAAAUUGUUCCGAGUACGAUCCGAUGGUUUCUGCAGAGGUUUCCUUGUAAUCUUCCCUUCGCCUCCUGUUGUAGUAAUCUGCUUGAGUAAUCUAAUUUCACAAAAAAUCCAAGGUGCUGGCUGAUAUAUCCAGCAGCACGCUUGCUGAACACAUUUUACCGAAUAAAUUUGCUGAUCACAUUGAACCGCGGCGGAGGAGGAGAUGAGCAGAGACCUAUCUUAAUCCUCCUUGAACACUAGGAUCUGCACUACUUCUCUUUGCUUAUGGUU